Molecule: messenger RNA, 1422 nt
Organism: Aspergillus japonicus CBS 114.51
Lineage: Eukaryota; Fungi; Ascomycota; Eurotiomycetes; Eurotiales; Aspergillaceae
Product: seipin
Exons: 4
Coding region: 83-1231 (382 amino acids)
Biological process (GO): lipid storage; lipid droplet organization
Cellular component (GO): endoplasmic reticulum membrane
Source: RefSeq, a predicted model, not a curated record
CGAUUACGUCGCCGCCCUCUCCCCAUGCUUUCCCCUCAUCAAUGCACCCCUUCCUCGGCUCAAACCUUUCGGAUUCAAAGCUAUGGAUGCUAAGCAUGUAGUAGACGAGGAGCCAGAGCAUGGCACAGGCGCUGUCUCGCGGGUCAUGAGUUCGAUGGCAGAGACAAUGCGUCCCCUUUUGUCUAAGCAAGCGCAGAAAGCCUACUUGGGCACUCUGCUCUUUGCUCUGACAGCUAUAUGCAUGGUUUUCAUCUCCGCAAUAGCGUAUGCGAUCUUCUAUCACAACUUCAUCCCGCAGGUCGGGCUAGAGCGCAUUGUUCACAUGCAGUUCGAGUGCGUCAAAGACCCAAGUGAUGGCCAUCCCUGGGGAGUCGCGUCCUUGGGUUCGGAUUUGGUAUCUCUGCAGAUGUAUGAUGUGCAGGUAGAACUUGAGCUACCGCGGACCCCCUCGAAUGUUGCUGCUGGCAAUUUCAUGCUGGAUCUGGCGCUCUAUUCUCCGCCGUCAGCAUCUGCAGAGACUGGGUUGAAUACGUCGACUCCCCUGCUCUCCCAAUCGCGCCGCUCUGCUAUUCUCACUUACGCCUCCCCUCUGGUCGACACAGCGAACAAGCUGGUCUUGAUGCCAUUCUAUGUGCUUGGAUGGAAUCGAGAAGCAGAGAAGUUGCGGGUCGCCAUGCUUGAGAAGGUCCAAUUCCCCCGUGGACAACGUAACGUUCCGUCCAGCUUGCGCCUUGAAAUUCAUAGUGCGGAAAAGAUGCAAGUUUACAGAGCUAGGGUGAUGUUCAAGGCGACAUUCACUGGACUACGGUGGAUCAUGUACAAUUGGAAGCUCACGUCCUUUGUCAUCUUUGGCUUCAUGUUCUGGAGCGUUUCCAUGGUGACUGCAGGAAUGAUGUGGGCUUUACUGGCCAUCGUCUUCCACCACCCGAAGGAAGAAGGAAAAGAUGUCGUCGUCAAAACAGAAAGCGGCAGCGAAGCAGUUGUCAAGUCUGAAGAUACUGACGAACCAUCGUCUCUAUUUGAUGUUCCUUCCGAGACUUCUCACAUCAGGGGUACGUCGAUCAAGAAAGAGGAAGAUCUGGACGAUGAGGGAAGCGAUGCAAUUGAAGAUACGGACGAGGAUCGUGGCGCAGAGUCCUCGGAUGUUUCAGGGAUUGGAACUGGACUCGAAAGUGCCCAUGCACAAGGGAUUCAGCGACGACGGAGUCACCUCAUCAGGGCACACUCCUAGCGAUGAUCAUAUUCGCUCGUGUAAUAAUUAGUCGAUACGCAGACAUGUGGCUUAGAUCAAUAUGGAUGCGAUGUACUGCAAAGCUGGAUUGAAUUGGUUCAUGAUGACCAUGAUCCAUAUGAUUGUUAAUUAGUUAUCGAUAACGAGACAAAUCGGAGCGGCAGGUGGAGCCUGGUUUCGCAAGGAACGAC